Drosophila suzukii is the source of this 3487-nucleotide messenger RNA. RefSeq names its product A kinase anchor protein 200 (gene Akap200). NCBI's taxonomy places the organism in Eukaryota, Metazoa, Arthropoda, Insecta, Diptera, Drosophilidae. The record is from RefSeq and is a predicted model, not a curated record.
AGUCAUCGUUUUUCGCUCGACUUUAACGGUUCUCGUGGGGAUUUAAUUCCAAUUCCAGCCUGCAAAACAAAAAGAAAAAGACGCGGAGUGCCAAGCGAUUAAACUAUUACUCUCACUUGUUAAUUGCACAGUUAACACAGUUAGUUUUUGCAUCCAGUUAAGAGAGAGACAGAGAAAGGGUAGAAGAGAAAGAAAGAGACCACCCGCGCGGUUGGCAAAAACAGAAAAAGGAAAAAUAUUUACACUAGCCAACUAAAGGAGGAUCAGCCUAAAAGAAAAAUGGGUAAAGCUCAGAGCAAGCGUUCAAUCGACAUCACCACCGAUCCCAAGAAGGUCGGCGAGGGCGAUGAGGUGGCCGGCAAGGUGGAGAAGAUUGAUGUGGACCAGAAGACGGACGCACCGGCGGUGAAUGGGGAUGCUGCCACGCCCAAAGAGGGAGGCGAUGAAGCGGCGACAGGAGAGAAAAAGGAAACGGAGGAGCAUUCCGAGAACGACAAAGAUCUGACCACCGAAAAGAGUGCCGCAGCUGCUGAGGGUGGCGAUGCGGCCGCCGUUGAAACUGCCAAGGGCGAGGAGGGCUCCCCCAAGGAGGGCGCCGCUGGCGAGGACAUCACCCCGCUGGCCGACGAAAGCAUCAAGUCCAAGUCCAAGAAGGACAAGGUCAAAAAGAAGUGGUCCUUCCGCAGCAUCUCCUUUGGCAAGAAGGACAAACAGAAGCCGGCCAAGUCGGAGGAGGCUGUCUCGCCUACCUCUGGCACAACGUCGCCCACGACGGCCGAAGCAGAAGCUGCUCCUGCCGCAGAUGGUGCUGCCGCGGAGCCAGCGGCUGCCACAAAUGGUGAGGCCGACAAGCCAGCUGAGAAUGCCACUGCCGAGAGCAGCAGCGAUGCGGCGUCCAAGGAUGAGGCCAAGCCCGCCGAGAACGGAUCGGCGAGCGAGCAGGAGAAACAGGCCAACGGAGAAGCCGAGAAGGCGGCGCCAGCACCAGCCACAGUUGUUGAGGAAGCGGCAAAGCCCAAACCCGUCGAGGAACCAGCCACAGUCACUGCCACCGAGUCGAACACCACUGCCACUGCCACCGCCACUGUAACUGCCACCGAAGAAGUUGCCGUGAAAGAGAGUUCCCAGCCAGAGCCCGAAGUGGUUACCAAUGGACAUGGAGCCGGAGAGGCGCUGACCAAUGGAUCAAGCAAUGGACACGCCGAAUCCCCGGUGGCCGAGACCGCACCAGCCGCUGACAACAUUCCAAGCAACAACGUUGAUGACGAGCAGCCGCACCAGAAUGGCACCAAUGGCACCACCACGCCCCCGCCCACUCCCGUGGCCGUUGAGACCGAGAAGGGACAGCAAAUUGAGGUAAACAACACAGCAAACACAAGAACAGACAGCACCACACAACAACACAACAGCAAAAACUCCACUGUAAAUACAAGUACAACAACAACAACUAAAACCACAACUGAAAUCACAGAGAACACUGCACUAAAACAAAUAAGUACCGAAACAAGCACUGUGACCGAGACCGUUGUAGCAGCCGCAGAGUUAGUUCAGACCCAAACAAUCCUAACCAAAACAACCAACACGAUCCUUCCCACCUCCCACACGCAGGCCAGCAACGAACUGAUUGAAGCAGCAGUAGCAGCAGUGGCAGCAGAGACCACCACCAGCAGCAGCCAGGCGGAGGAGGAAGUUGUGGCGGCGAUCAUCAAGGCGGUUAGCAGCGAACUAGAAGCCGAAACGGAGACUGAGACGGAGGCCGAGGGAUUCGUGGUUGUUGCUCCUGUGUCCACCGAAGUCCAAGUCCCUGUUUCCACUUUACCUGUUGAACCCGUGGUUGAAGUUCCCCAAGUGGAAACCGAAUUGGUGGCUCAAGUUCCCGAAGUUGAAAUUGAAUCCGUGGAUCAAUCCGUUCCUGAAGCACAAACUGAAGUUCCCGAAGUUGAAGCCGAAUCCGUUCUUGUGGAGACUUUGAGCAGCAGUCCGCCGCCUCCAUUGCCCAAAUCCCCGCCUCCAUCUCGCGUCUCCGCCUUUGUCCUGUCCGAUGAAGUUAUCGAGGAGCAGGUUACCCCAAAAACACCCGAAGUAAACCGCGAUGAAAUCGAACAGGAAGCCAUCAGCAUUGUGGCCGAGAUUACCGAACAGGCGGCAGAAAUUGUCACCGAAAAGGAGAAACAAGAAGAGGAUGCCAAGGAGCAGGAAGAAGAGGAGUCUGUUCCUGAAGUAGUUGAGGGGACUGUAUCUCUGGUAGAAAUUGAGCAGACUGUAUCCCCGGUAGAAGUUGAGGAAGUCAAAGCAGUUGAAAGCGAAGAAGUCACGGCUCCCUCUCCAACAGCUGAUAUUGUACAGGAAACCAUUGAAGAUCAAGCCACAUCCGAUGAAGAAGAAUCUGUCCCAGUUCCUGCUCCCACUCCCAUUGAUCCUGCGGAUGUAGUUUCCGCUGUUUUGGAAGAGGAAAAUAUUGCAGUCACGGAAUCUGUAGAUUCCGAAGUACUGAAGGAAACUAUUAGCAUCAGCUCCACUGAAGAAUUUGCUGAUGAGCAGGCGGCAAACGAAAAUCAGGCUGAAACCAUCCUGUUGGAACAACCAGAACCUGUUGAGGAGGAAAUAUCGGAGCAAGAAGUCAUAUCCGAGGAUGCGCAUAGCGAUAACGAUAAGGAGAACGAAAACGAAAGCGACCUGGUGGGAAAAAUCAUUAGCGAUCUGGAUGCCCCGGUCGCCAAAGCUGGUGUCGAUCUUCUGGCAGAGUUGGAUGUGAGACCCGCGACGGAUCAGGAGGGCGAGAGCAACAACAAGGUGGAUCUCGCCAAGGAUCUGAAGGAGAAGAAUGCCGCGGCAGACGUUACAACACAGGAACAACUGCCCGUUACAUGCGAAUAAUCCUACUCAUAAUUAUUAUAUAUAAUAUUACAUAUUAUUAAAAAACAAAAACAAAACAACAAACGAUACAAGCAACAACAAAAGAACGCAACGUAAAACAACAAACAAUUACAAGAUAAACGAGAUAAAAACAAAAGAAAACAAAACAAAAAACAAGUAAAAAAUACAUUUUUAAACAUUUACAUAUUUUAAAUACUUUUUGUACGAACUUCAUAUCCCUUAAUCCAAGAUAUACGCAAGCGAAAAGUCAGAGUUACAUCCACACUACCACUGCAACCACCACACCCCACUCAAACACCACCCACGCGUGGCAUCAAUAGUUUUGUAUUGGUGCCCCUGAAUUCCAGAUCGGGGAAGUCCCCCAAAAAACACAUCCAUCACCCAUCAAGCACACACAUCCACCACACAUGCGCAUACAUACCAUUCUCAUAUUGAUGAUCUUGAUAGAAACAAAAAAAAAAAGAAUCAACAAAUCAUAUACGAUGAAAAGAUGAAAGUGAGGAGAAUUUUUUGAAUAAUUUCUACUAUACAUUUAACUGUAAGUUCGAAGAAAUUUGUAAAGAAUUUUUGGACGAAAUAUUGGAUAAAAUAUAUAUUAUAAAAUAUAAAA